UGUAGCUCGAGAUCCUUUGUGUGUGUUUGUGUGUGAGGUGAUGGGUUUCGGGGGAAGUUGGAGCGUUCCGGCGAAGCUGUGCGACUCGUGCAAGUCCGCGGCGGCCGCGGUGUACUGCCGCGCCGACGCUGCUUUCUUCUGCCUCGGCUGCGACUCCCGGGUCCACGGGGCCGGCAAGCCGGCGACCGCGCGCCACGAGCGGGUGUGGGUGUGCGAGGUCUGCGAGCAGGCACCCGCCGCCGUCACCUGCAAGGCCGACGCGGCGGCGCUCUGCGUGGCCUGCGACGCCGACAUCCACUCCGCCAACCCCCUCGCCCGGCGCCACGAGCGGGUCCCCGUGGAGCCCUUCCUCGACGCCACCGAGUCCAUCGCCAAGGCCGUCUCCGCCUUCAACUUCCUCGCCGUGCCCAACAAGGCCGGCGGCCCCGACACGUGCUGCGGCGGCGGGGGAGGAGGCGGAGGCGUAGGAUUUGGGGGCGCGUGCCAGAAUGAGGAGUUGGAAGCGGCUUCGUGGCUAUUCCCGAACGCCGCCGGUGUGAGUACUAAUAAGAUCGUGGAAGUAAUGGAUGUGAAAGUAGCGCCGGGUGGUGGUGGUUGUGGUGGUGGAGAUGUGUUCUUCAACGACAUGGAGACGUUCCUUGAUUUUGAGUAUGGCAACAACAACUCGAUGGAUAGGUUUCACGGGUCGGCCACCGAUAGCGUCGUGCCGGUCCAAACCAAACCCGCUCCGGCCCCGGUGGUUCAUCCCUCGUCGGAGAAUUGCUUCGAUAUCGAUUUCUGCAAAUCCAAGCUCACAUCCUUCGGCUACCUCAGCCAUAGCGUGUCAUCAUCUUCACUUGAUGUCGGAGUCGUACCAGAAGGGAACUCCAUGUCCGAUAUCUCGUACCCUUUCGUCCAAAGCAUGAGCGGGAACAGCACCGACCCGAGCAUGACAAACUCGGCAGCCACUACCACGACGGCGAAUCAAGCGACUACGAUGUGCGGGAUGGACCGCAAGGCUAGGGUACUGAGGUACAGAGAGAAGAGGAAGAACCGGAAGUUCGAGAAGACGAUCCGGUACGCCUCGAGGAAGGCCUACGCCGAGACCCGGCCGAGAAUCAAGGGCCGCUUCGCCAAGCGAACGGAGAUCGAAUCGGAAGUGGACAACAUCUACGGGACCGCCCCUGCGGCAUUCAUGUCCGAUUCGCGAUACGGGGUCGUCCCGUCAUUUUGAUUAAAUCAACGCCUGGAGCUAAAUAGCUAGUGGUUUUAGCAGAUCUUUUGUUCCACUAAAUGUGCCAAUGUAGCUUGUACUUGCUUGCUUGUGUCUGUCUUCGUCAUCAUAUAUUGUGCAAUACUGGAAGUUUUUGAUGGGCUGAAUCGGCUUUUUCUCCCUGAUUCCUGAUUCUGAGCUGUUGUAUCUGAACAAGAUUUCCUUUCAGCUCAAAGGAAGAAGAAAGCCCAUUUGCUUUUCACUUUCAGGCUCGUGUAGAUUUUUAACUUUUCUUGUUAUCUUUGGUUUGGUCGUAUCUAAAAAGUCGAACCUUUUCCUUGUC
Messenger RNA from Syzygium oleosum, 1535 nucleotides. RefSeq names its product zinc finger protein CONSTANS-LIKE 5. Lineage: Eukaryota; Viridiplantae; Streptophyta; Magnoliopsida; Myrtales; Myrtaceae. Gene Ontology annotation, cellular component: nucleus. Bases 41 to 1213 code for a protein of 390 amino acids. Gene Ontology annotation, biological process: regulation of flower development; regulation of photoperiodism, flowering. The transcript has 2 exons. Gene Ontology annotation, molecular function: protein binding; zinc ion binding. The record is from RefSeq and is a predicted model, not a curated record.